AUGUUUUACGACAACAUUAAAUCUGAAAAAGAAGAUGAUGAAUCCAAGCCAGAGGAUGUCAAGCAUGAACCUGAGCAACUUCGUAAAAUGUUUAUUGGUGGAUUGGACUAUAGUACCACUGACGAUGGUUUAAAAGAAUUUUAUGAAAAAUGGGGAAUGGUUGUAGAUGUAGUUGUAAUGAAAGACCCUAAAAGUAGACGUUCAAGGGGUUUUGGAUUUAUCACUUAUUCUAAGGCAUCUAUGGUAGAUGAUGCUAUGAACAAUAGGCCUCAUAUAAUUGAUGGUAGACAAGUGGAACCGAAAAGAGCAGUUCCUAGAGAUCUUUGCAGUAGAAGUGAAGCUAAUGUAAGAAAAUUAUUUAUUGGAGGAAUAGGAAAAGCAGUUACUAAAGAUGAUUUAGAAGAAUAUUUUCAAAAGUAUGGAAGACUAACCGAUUGUGCAAUUGUCGUAACAAAGGAUACUGGUGAACCUAGAGGUUUCGGUUUUGUCGAAUAUGAAGAUGUAGAUUCGGCUGAUAAAGUAAUAUUAAUUAGGGACCAUGAAAUAAAAGGAAGGCAUGUAGAGAUUAAAAAAGCUGUAGCGAGGGAUGAAAUUAGUAAAAAUGGUAGAAGAGGAGGUAAUAACAGGAAUCAAGUGGUUAAAGAUAAUAGAGGGGGAGGAGAUUUUAGGAAUGGUAAAAGAAACUUUGGGAAUUGGGGUGGCCAAUCGAAUAAUUGGGGAGUAAACAGUCCCCGUCCAUGGAAUAAUCAACAAGGACCUCCUGUUGGUAAUUUUGGUGGUUGGAAUAGCCAAAUAAAUAAUUGUGGAUUAAAUAAUCUCAAUCCGUGGAAUAAUCAACAGGGGCCACCUAUGGGUAAUUUAAAUGCUUGGAAUGAUCAAGGGAAUAAUUGUGGAAUGAAUCCUAGUCCAUGGAGUAACCAACAAGGUCCUCCUGUAGCAAGUUUUGGCUGGAACAGUCAAGGAAAUAAUUGUGGUAUGAAUAAUCCUACACCCUGGAAUAAUCAACAGGGUCCUGGUAAUUGGGGGAAUAACAAUUCUUGGGGUAAUAAUCAAAAUGGGUUUCCUCAAAGUUUUAACGGAUUGGGAACGAAUGGUGGUGGUGGUGGUGGAUGUGGUUUAGGAAAUAUGGGAAAUUCAGUAGGAAUCUCUGGAAAUGGAUCAGGAUCAGGUGGAUUAGGUUUAAGCAAUACAGGAAACGGAUUGGUAAAUUCAGGAAAUAUGGGUUUUAAUAAUUUUGGUGGGCCAUCGAACGGAGGAGGUGGAGGAGGAGGAGGAGGUGGAGGCGGUCCAAUAAGAAAUAGCUAUAUGUCUUCAAACAACAGAACUGCACCUUAUCCAACUUCAGGUGGAAUGAAUGAUCGAAGAGGAUUCAGUGGAAACGGAAGGCAGCCAUUUUCAAAUUAUUUCAAGGAAACGAUUACCGGUAGCAGGCGUGAAGGAAACAAGCCGAAUAGGUAUUAA
This is a messenger RNA of Pediculus humanus corporis (human body louse), 1461 nucleotides long. RefSeq names its product Heterogeneous nuclear ribonucleoprotein 27C, putative. NCBI's taxonomy places the organism in Eukaryota, Metazoa, Arthropoda, Insecta, Psocodea, Pediculidae. Gene Ontology annotation, molecular function: RNA binding. The transcript is spliced from 8 exons. Gene Ontology annotation, cellular component: cytoplasm. The record is from RefSeq and is a predicted model, not a curated record. Bases 1 to 1461 code for a protein of 486 amino acids.